Bombus pyrosoma is the source of this 1479-nucleotide messenger RNA. RefSeq lists its product as uncharacterized. Lineage: Eukaryota; Metazoa; Arthropoda; Insecta; Hymenoptera; Apidae. The record is from RefSeq and is a predicted model, not a curated record. The transcript is spliced from 6 exons. Bases 469 to 1182 code for a protein of 237 amino acids.
GCGAAAUCGUGCUCGUGCCGCGCACAAUGCGUCUCCUCGACCGACCGGAAACGGAUAAUCUCGAUAUCGUUACGAACACGACGCGAACGAACAGAAGUUAAAUCCUCGAGACCGCCAAGUGUGUAGUUUUAUGGUGUUUUCGUGUGACUGACAGAUUCUGUUCUUUUUCUCGGUCUACAGUUUCACGUUGUAACGACUAUCUGAAUAAAGAGAAUGUUCAAAAUUCCCCUAGAAAAUUCCAUUGAAUAGCGAAAACGAAACACAGACUUGAAGCAAGGAGCGGAAGCGACUUCUUGAAAAAUUCCUAUUUAAAAUUCUUUCUCAUUUAAUAAUAAGAACAAAGUACAGACUGAAGAUACAGGCCGAAAGGAAGAAGCCAGAAUUUCUCCAAAUAUACCACCGAAAAUUCUGCUCAAAUACAAAGACAAAAUACUGAAGAAACUGAAAGGAAGGAAGAAAAAGAUAAGAAUGCCGGUAGAGUCGUCAAUAUAUUGGGAUUCGAUCGGUUCUCAGCGUUCUACUUCCGUUGGUAGCUCCGGGGAUGCAUACAGCUCUGGAAGUGCCAGCAGACACUAUGUCGACCCGUGGGAUUUGGAGAAUUAUGUGUACCUACGUCGACAUAGUGUCGCCAGUCUGGCGCAACAGAUGCCGCUACAUCAUCGUCGACCCACCUAUCGGUUAUCCCAAGAGGCAGCGCCUGCUCAAUCUGAAUACUGGUACUCGUCGUCGGUGAGAGAACCUGGCUACGACGCGCCUGCUUUCGUGGAAGAAUUGUAUUGUGGACCAGCCAGACUCACGAACAAUAGUUGCUACUAUCAUCAGCCAAUCUACGAGGACGAAGUACCGGAUUACGUCGCCCCUUUUCCGGUCUACGCGCCUCUCUCCGAAGCGAGACACGGUGAAUUCAUGGAAGACCACAGGCGAUUUGGACACAAAUGCAAGCCUACGUCUAUGGGAGAGAUUCAUAGAUCUAUGAGCGUGGACGCUAACCUUCCGCCAAUGGAUUCUAUAGAAUUAGAUAUGCCAGAUUAUCGUUCUCAGCAAGAAUACACAUCGAUGGAACAAGAGAAAUACAUGGUAGAAAUUGUUCCACCACCUCAUUUGGACCUAAACACAUAUGGACAUCUAAAAAUCGAUUACACGAACAGCUGGAAUUCUUUGAAUCGAAAAAUCCGAAAAUAAUUGCCAAUAAGAUUUUUCUUUUCAAAGAAAGCAUUAAAUUAUUCUUCAGAUAUACUAAUAUAUCGAUACUUAGAAAUGUCGCCAAUUAUUUAUGUAAUAUAAUACAAGUAUGUACUAUUUAAGAAACUUAAAAUCGAACCAAAAAUUAUUCAUAGUUUAAUUUACUCGAGUAUACGAAAAUCAGAAACUAACUUUUUAUUUACUAUAAAUGCAGUAAAUUAAUGUAUUUUAUAUCAAUCGUAGUAUAGUUGUGUCUCGUAUGUGAAAUAAUAAAUGCUAAAUACCUAUUUUAAGGAA